AUGGCAAGUGAGACCAGAGAUACCGACGCGUACCUGCUCCUCGCCAACGACAGGCUGACUGCCGCCGUCAACAAGUCAACCGGGGCUAUCAACUACCUCUACCUGGAUGGGCAGAACCUGCUCGGCACAGCGGCCGGUUCCAGCGGCAUUGGGCCAUACCUGGACUGUUACUGCACCCCCAAAGGAUUCUACAGCCCGGGGUCCCAGAAUGCAAACUACACCCUUUACUCUGGCGUUGACUCGCUGAACGUGUCCUACGGAGGGAUAUCCAUGAGCCAGGUCUAUGCUCCCACCGGCCAGAUCCUUGAGCAGUACUGGUUCCUCCGAGACGGCGAGACUGGCCUGCACAUGUUCAGUCGCUUUGCCUAUCACAACAAGACAACCCCUACGUCGGGCGUCUUCCAAGAAUUCCGGACCUUGUUCAGGCCCAACACACCGCUCUGGACAGAGCUGGUCACAGACUCGGAGUUCCACGGGCCCUCACCCGUCCCAAACCCCGCAGCAGGCAACUCUUCUUUGGCAUACACCGUACAGGAUGCGACUUGGUACCUCGGCAACAGGACUGCAGAUCCGUACGUCGAGGCUGUCUCUGACUACUUCACCAAGUACACCUUCUCCACCACGUGGAGGGACCAGAAAGUCCACGGCAUGUUCGCGGACGGCAAGCACAGCAACGAUGGGUCUACUUUCGGCUCUUGGUUCGUGAUGAACACCAAGGAUACCUAUUUCGGGGGCCCGACCUGGUCGGACCUGGUGGUUGACGGGAUCGUGUACAAUUAUAUUGUCUCAAACCACCACGGAAACCAGGCUCCCAACAUCGUGGACGGCUUUGACCGUACAUUCGGCCCGUCGUACUACUUCUUCAACAAGGGCGAGCCGGGCACGGAGCUGCAGGACCUGUACAAUGAGGCUCUCGAGCUGGCCACCCCGGAGUGGAACGCACAGUUCUACGACGACAUUGCCCAUCUCGUGCCGAACUACGUCCCCACUUCCGGCCGUGGCUCUUGGAAGGCUACGGUUGAGAUCCCCGAGGGUGGCGAGGACGCGAUUGCGAUCUUGUCGGUUCCGGGCUUCGACUUCCAGGACAACAGCAACGACACCGACGCCUACCAGUACUGGGCUGACAUCGAUGCCGAGACGGGCGAGAUCCAAAUCGACCGCAUCAAGGCAGGCACGUACCGGCUCACCGUGUACGCAAGCGGGAUCUUUGGUGACUAUGUCCAAGAGGAUAUCGUGGUAGAGGCCGGAGAGACGACAGACAGCGGGGUCAUCACCUGGGAAGCCGAUUCGGCCGGCAAGGAGCUUUGGAGGAUUGGCACGCCAGACAAGAGCGGUGGCGAGUGGCUCCACGGCGACCACCCGGACCCAGACCAUCCCCUUCACCCACCAGAGUACCGCAUCUACUGGGCCGCGUACGACUACCUCGACGACUUCCCCAACGGUGUCAACUUCCGCGUAGGCACCUCCGAUGAGGCCACGGACCUGAACUACGUGCACUGGUCCGUCUUUGGCGGGUAUGCCAACUCUGUCCGCCCGACACAAGUCGAGGGCGACGGGAACAUCAACAACUGGACCGUUACUUUUGACGUGGACGACCAGGACCUGGCGGGGACGACUGAGGCUGUCUUCACCAUCCAGCUCGCCGGGGCGAAGUCGGCCUCCGGAAACACCGACGUGUUCAACGCUUCGCAGCCGUACGCAAACAUUCCUUACACCGUUGUGAUGAAUGGCCAUGAACUCGAGACCUGGACGAUCCCAUACUACCAGUCUUCCUCGUGCGCUGUUCGCAGUGGUAUUACAUGCUACCACGUCUCCAACAAGUGGACCUUCCCCACAAGCUACUUGCAUGCUGGCAAGAACAUUACGAACGAGAUCAUUCUCAGCCUGCCUUUCAAUGCUACGGACUAUGAGAGCGCACUGUUGCCGAGGAGCAUUUAUGUACAGUACGAUGCUCUAAGGCUGGAGGUCAAGUAG
Messenger RNA from Diaporthe batatas, 1974 nucleotides. RefSeq lists its product as uncharacterized. The record is from RefSeq and is a predicted model, not a curated record. Bases 1 to 1974 code for a protein of 657 amino acids. Gene Ontology annotation, biological process: carbohydrate metabolic process. Gene Ontology annotation, molecular function: catalytic activity; carbohydrate binding. The transcript has 3 exons. NCBI's taxonomy places the organism in Eukaryota, Fungi, Ascomycota, Sordariomycetes, Diaporthales, Diaporthaceae.